AUGAGACAAGCAAGGAUACUCACAGGAGCGGCGUUGGUGGCAGCUUCUGCAGCGGAGGACUUAAGUCAACAUGUCGAUGUAUUCAUGGGAACAGAAGGUGGAGGCAAUAACUUCCCCGGCGCAGUACGACCCUUUGGCAUGGUCAAACUCGGUCCCGAUCUACUAGUUUCAGGCACAGACUCAUACUCAGGGUAUCUGCCAAAUGGGAAUUUCUCAGGUUUCAGCAUGAUGCAUGAGCAGGGAACCGGUGGUGCACCAAAAUAUGGCACUGUCUCACAGUUACCCUUAAUUGGCAAUAUCAGUGAUCCGCUAUCUAAUAUCACUGUAAGUCGGAGUGGUUCCGACUCAGCCUCUGUUGGGUAUUACAAGGCACAGACUGGGGACGGAGUGAAUGUUGAGUUAAGUGCAUCAUCAAGGGCAGGUAUCUAUCGGUAUACUUUCCCCUCUGGCUCUAAGGGAAAUGUACUCGUUGAUGUUUCACAUGUUUUGCCUUCAUUCCGUGGUCAGGGUCUUAGUCAAAACUAUGAAGGUGGAAAUAUCACUAUCUUCUCUGACGGUCACUAUGAAGGAGCGGGCGUUUAUAAUAAUGGGUGGAAUGAGGCACCAGAUUGGACUAUUUACUUCUGUGGCUACUUUGAUUCUGCUGCUACCAGCAACACAACUUAUACAGCAACAGGGACAGGCAAAAGUGUCCAGGUACUUGGUGGCGUAGCUUCAUCCACGUCAAACUCUACGCGUGUUGGUGGACUAUUUUCCUUCAGUGACAGUGAAGUCAGCUCCCGCGUUGGUAUUUCCUGGAUUUCCAACAAACAAGCCUGCAACAACGUGAAUUCUGAAAUUCCAAGUGGUACUGAGCUUGAAUCAGUGGUUGAAGAUGCAGUAUCUGAAUGGAACGAGGUUGUCUUGUCCAAAAUUACUACAUCAAACACCAACACAACCAGUCUCAGCUUGCUGUACACGUCUCUUUAUUUCAUGCAUCUGAUCCCAACAAAUCAAACUGGAGAGAACCCAUACUGGUCAUCGUCUGAACCAUAUUAUCAAGACAUCUUCACGUUCUGGGACCUCUUCCGCUGCUCCACUUCUCUCAUGCAAGUCCUCCAACCGACUUCAUACGAAGAGCAAAUCCGAUCAUUAAUCGACAUCUGGAGAAAUGUCGGCUACAUGCCAGAUGCCCGAUCCUCGAACUACAACGGCCGCACGCAAGGCGGAUCAAACGCCGACAACAUCCUCGCAGACGCGUACGUCAAAGGAGUCCGCGGUUCCGUCGACUGGGCCGACGGCUACAAAGCUAUGGUCAAAGAUGCAGAAGACACACCAGUCAAUUAUCCAGUUGACUGGAUGGCUCCAGACUCAUCCACGCACGAAGGCCGAAGUGCUCUUCCCGACUGGCUGAAAUAUGGCUAUAUCACACCCACCUACAGUCGGGCCGUGAGCCGGGCAGUUGAAUACGCCUAUAACGAUUUCGGACUGUACCAGGUUGCAUCUGGGCUGGGGGAAACAGACGACGCAAAGAAGUAUCUGAAUCGCUCACGUAAUUGGAGGAAUCAUUGGAAUCCGGACCUUACUUCGCUGGGCUUUCUGGGCUUUGUGGUACCCCGUGAUACAUCUGGGUUUAUUGAUACUGAUCCAUUGACCGCUAGUGGUUACUGGGGCGAUCCUUAUUAUGAGGCUAGUUCGUGGGCGUACUCGCUUUCCGAUGUGCAUGAUAUGAAGCAUAUCAUUGAGUUGAUGGGUGGGAACGAGACUUUUGUCUCGCGACUAGAUACCAUGUUCAUUGAUGGAGCCAGUGGAUCGAGUGGGACUAUUUUUGACCCGACUAAUGAACCGAUGUUCAAUAUCCCGUAUCUGUACAACUAUGUCGGUCGACAGGACCUGGCAGUCUUGCGAUCUCGCAAGGUAGCCAAGGAAGACUAUACCACUGGUGUCUCUGGGUUACCGGGUAAUAGCGAUGCAGGAGCUAUGCAGACCUGGCUACUCUGGAACAUGAUCGGUUUGUAUCCGAUCACCGGACAAACAACCUUCUUGAUUCAUUCGCCGUGGUUCGAGUCUAUGACCAUUGAUCUGGGCAGCGACAAAAACCUGAAAAUUACGUCAACCGGUGGAGACGGGAAUGGCGAUACCGACAUCUAUGUACAAAGCCUCAAGGUCAAUGGCAAGUCAUGGAAGAAGAACUGGUUGACUUGGGAUGACAUCUUUGCGCAGGGGGGUACGCUAGAGUUUGAACUGGGACCGACCGCAGUCAAUUGGACGACCAGUGAGUUGCCUCCGAGUCCUGCAUCUUAG
Molecule: messenger RNA, 2283 nt
Organism: Penicillium angulare
Lineage: Eukaryota; Fungi; Ascomycota; Eurotiomycetes; Eurotiales; Aspergillaceae
Product: alpha-1,2-mannosidase family protein
Exons: 5
Coding region: 1-2283 (760 amino acids)
Biological process (GO): protein quality control for misfolded or incompletely synthesized proteins; protein deglycosylation; glycoprotein catabolic process
Cellular component (GO): cytosol; nucleus
Molecular function (GO): peptide-N4-(N-acetyl-beta-glucosaminyl)asparagine amidase activity; carbohydrate binding
Source: RefSeq, a predicted model, not a curated record